AAAAAUAUCACUUGGAGUGUCCCUGAUAAAGUUUGAGAAGCGCUAGCAGUCCUGGUUCAAAGAAGUGGCUUCAGCCUGAAAAUAAACUGGUUGCUUGUUAGCUGGUCAUAGGGAGGGAGCAACUAAUGUAAAUGCAGGUAACCAUGCAGAAUGCAGUUCAGGUGUGGUUUGGAGAUGACCUUCCCUUAAGUCCCCGCAGUCCUCUAACUCCCAGACAUGGACCAGGUUUGGCAGAUGUGUGCCUGUAUGACCGAUGGAUAUCUGUGCGGCAUGAAGCAACUUUGGUGCCUAUGCAAGAAGAUCUGUCAAUCUGGCUGUCUGGCUUGCUGGGAAUAGAAAUCAAAGCAGAACAACUGCUAGAAGAACUUGAUAAUGGGGUACUACUCUGCCAAUUGGUUGGUGUUCUUCAAAACACAAUUAAAGAAUGUUGUAGCUCAAAUAAUUUAAGGAAUUUUCCUAUGAGAAAAGUUCCAUGUAAGAAGGAUGCACCAUCAGGAUCUUUUUUUGCCAGAGAUAAUACAGCCAACUUUCUUAACUGGUGUAGGGCCAUUGGAGUUGAUGAGACUUAUCUCUUUGAGUCUGAAGGUUUAGUUUUGCACAAGGAUCCAAGACAAGUGUAUCUUUGUCUGUUGGAAAUUGGGCGCAUUGUGUCCAGGUAUGGAGUUGAACCUCCUGUGCUAGUAAAACUAGAGAAAGAAAUUGAGCUAGAAGAAACACUGCUAAUGACUUCUGGGCCACCAUCACCUGUUAGCACAGCAAAGUCAUGCUGUCACCAUGGGGAGCUGCAUGAGGCAGUUAAACAUAUAGCAGAAGAUCCUCCCUGCAGUUGUUCCCAUCGAUUUUCAAUUGAAUACUUAUCAGAGGGACGUUAUAGACUGGGAGAUAAAAUACUCUUCAUAAGAAUGCUACAUGGCAAGCAUGUGAUGGUCCGUGUUGGCGGAGGCUGGGACACUCUUCAAGGUUUUCUACUUAAAUAUGAUCCAUGCCGAGUGCUUCAGUUUGCAACUCUGGAACAAAAAAUCCUGGCGUUUCAGAAAGGAGUCACCAGCGACAGUGUCCCCAGCUCAUCAGCUAGACUUCAGGAGCCUCCUGUUAUGAAUCCAAUGUCAGCUGUCAGUAUGUUUCAAAAGCAGCCAUCAAAACCACCACUGACUCCUCUUUCAACUCCUGGGGCCAGUGCCAAGAAGGCUUUACCUAAACGUCCUCAGUCCCCCGUCCUGGCAUCAUCAAAAGUGCCAGUGCUUCCAUCCUCUACAGCCAAGUCAUUGAGAGUCAUGUCCAAAUUACAAGGGUCUCCUCUGAAACCAUUACCUGGCACCUCAAAGAAACUGGAGUCUUCUGCACACAGUUCACCAGCUUCUGCUCCUUCGCAGCCUCUAAGCAAAAGCUCUUCAGCUGCAGGAGCAAGAACAGCUCUUGUUCACUCUGAAACAUUGCGCAAACGUAUUUGGUCCCCUGAUGCUCCCAAGAUGAAAUUUACCCUGCCUCAGGGCUCCCCAGCACCAACGCUACAUCCUGCAUCCUCAUCCCCUAGAAAACAGCCAUCUCCCUUGCCUGGGACAGCUGAAACAAUCACUUCAAUACAGAAGCGUGUCCCUGCUAAAUGCAAACCUGUAUCUGACACGAAACCCAAAGUGAAUUCAGUUGGUCCAAAGGCUGCCCAGCCACCUGUGACAAACCUGAGUGCUGUUGCCAAGUUUGCACAAUCUCAGCAGCUCCUUGCAAAACCUCAUUCUGAAAAUGUUGUUCAGACCUCAGGAACUAGGUGUCGGCAUCCUCGGAAAGCUCCACAAACAGCUACUGAUCGGGCAAGGAACCUGAAAAGUCCUUCAGUCCUAAAACACUCAGCUUCUGCACCUUCCCUUGAAGUUAACAAAGCAUUAAAGUCACCACCUGCGCUGGUAUCUGCAAGCAAAAAUGUAUCAUCUGCUGUCAAUAAGCAGCCUAAUGCCAGUAAACCCCCUCAGGUUGGACCCGCUUCAUCCAAGCCUCCUGAACGCACUCCUUUAUCUGUUGUACGGCUUCCUCAAACUUCAGCCAAAGAGGCAGUGACCAAAAAGCCAGCACAGCCUUCAACAGAAAACUUGCAAGUAAAUGAAGUCUUGGCCCCAGCAGCCAAGAAGCCUCUCCCUAAGGGAAAAUUAGCAAUGACGUCUAACAAAGGAAUGCCUGGUGUAUCAAAAAGUCCUCUUAUGAGGAGCAGGCAAGAUGAUCACUAUUUUGUUAUGACAGGGAGUAAAAAACCCAGAAAGUAAACAUAAUUCUUACUUUCUGUGGAAGUCUGAAUUUUGUUCCUGUGGGCCUCUUGUAACUGCUACACUGAAGACAAGGAAAAAAGUUUAAUAACACUACAUUUACCAUGAAAUAUUAGGUAUAACCUACAUUUUGUUGCAUAACUUAGAGUAAGAACUGUAUUUUGUGAUUUUGAUAUUUGGAUAUAUUUAGAAGUGAGCUUGCUUGCUGUGUAGCAUUGCCAGAAUAGAGAGUAACAUCCCUGCUUGCUACUAGGCUGACCUGCUGCAGGGAAGUUGGGAGAGAGGAAAGGGGAGCUAGGGCUGCUGCUUUUGCUGCCACCCAUUUUCAAGGGAGCAAAGCCUGCCCAAGAA
This is a messenger RNA of Pezoporus flaviventris, 2606 nucleotides long. RefSeq names its product growth arrest specific 2 like 3 (gene GAS2L3). Gene Ontology annotation, molecular function: microtubule binding; actin filament binding; cytoskeletal adaptor activity. Gene Ontology annotation, cellular component: actin filament. NCBI's taxonomy places the organism in Eukaryota, Metazoa, Chordata, Aves, Psittaciformes, Psittacidae. Bases 132 to 2255 code for a protein of 707 amino acids. The record is from RefSeq and is a predicted model, not a curated record. Gene Ontology annotation, biological process: actin crosslink formation. The transcript is spliced from 9 exons.